AUGCCGCGGAAGUACGUAUCGAAGCAAGGAGCCAUGAAGAGGGUACCUUACGACCCGGAGGCCUUGAAAAAUGCGGUCGUAGCAGUUAAAGAUGGAGCUGCUUACAAAACCGUCGCAAGAGAAUUUAAAAUUAAUGUCAUGACACUUAAAAGGCUAUGCCGUCGAGACUCUUAUGUUCAAACUGGUUUUACCAAUAGACAAAUUUUGUCCAAACGUCACGAGGAUGAGCUAGGAGCGUAUCUUGUUCAUAUGUCUAAAAUGUAUUAUGGACUUACCGUUGUACAAUUGCGUAAGGUAGCUUACCAAUUCGCCAAAGCAAAUAAGAUGAAAUACCCCUCUUCAUGGGAUCACUCGCAACAGGCGGGUCGCGAUUGGUAUCGUGGAUUUUUGGAGAGACAGCAAACUCUAUCCUUAAGAACUCCAGAGCCUACCAGCUUGGCGCGAGCGACAGCGUUUAAUAAACACACCGUGGCGGAAUUUUUUGGAAAUUUGACUGCAGUUUUUAAUAAGCACGAAUUUACUGCCGAAAGGGUGUGGAAUAUUGACGAAACAGGGGUAACAACUGUCCAUAAACCCAGCAAAAUUAUUGCAGUUAAGGGUUCCAAACAAGUAGGAAAAAUGACAUCGGCCGAACGAGGUGAGCUGGUUACCGUUUGUGCCUGUAUCAACGCUGCCGGGGGCCACAUCCCGCCAUACAUGAUAUUCCCCCGAAAAAACUGGCAGGAUAGGUUCCUCAAUCAUGCCCCUCCUAGCAGCGAUGCAACUACUCAUCCUAGUGGAUGGAUGACGGGCGACAGUUUUAUAAAAUUCCUCAAGCAUUUUGUUCGUCAUGUUCAACCCAACGCUGAUAGGAAACACCUCAUCAUCAUGGACAAUCACGAGAGUCAUUGUUCUUUCGACGCCCUCAACUACGCAAAAGACAACGGAAUCGUUCUUCUCACAAUUCCACCACACACAUCCCACAAGCUGCAGCCAUUAGACAGGACUGUUUUUGGCCCCUUAAAAACCUUUUAUUCUCAGGCAGCAUCAAAUUUUAUGCUGAGACACCCCGGGAGAACAAUCACAAUCUACGACGUUUCGGAACUAUUAGGGGAAGCUUUCCCAAGGGCUAUGGUGCCUACCAAUAUAAUUAGUGGCUUCAGGGCGGAAUAUGGCCCAUAA
Parnassius mnemosyne (clouded apollo) is the source of this 1161-nucleotide messenger RNA. The record is from the annotation of a GenBank genome assembly. Lineage: Eukaryota; Metazoa; Arthropoda; Insecta; Lepidoptera; Papilionidae.